AUGCCCAAAAUUCGCGCUCGCCUCACCAAAUUCAUCCAACGCCUCGUGACCAUCGUCACACCUUCCUCUAUGAGCACAUCCACCGCGUCUGGACGGCCAACAAAACCUCUUCCGAAUGGACCAGCUCCUCCAGCACCGGCCGCAGCUCCUCCAGCCCCUCCACAACAAGCCCGACCCGCCGCUAAUGGCCAUGCGAAGGGGAAAAAGAAGACGGAGGCACCCGUCGACCCUGCAACAAUGUAUGAAAGUUUGAAGAAUCGCAUCGCGGCCCUUGAAGAAGAGGAAGUUCUGGAGGAAGAGGAGGAGCGAAAGUUCACUGAAGAGGCACAAAAGUCGGUCAAGGGCAUGAGCGAAACAGCCAUUCAUGCGAAAUAUAUCGAGCUGUUUGCGGAGUUCAAACGACUAGAGCGGGACCAUGCAAAGGAAAAGCAAAAACUCAUGAAGGACAAAGACGCAGCAAAGAGCCAGCUCACCAAAGCGAACCAGGCCAAGACCAAGGUGGAGAGUCUUGCGCGCGAGUUGCAGAAGGACAAUAAGCGACUUCGGGAGGAUGGAAAGCGGUUGGCACAGUCGGUCGAGGAUGCACAGGACGAGCUCAUCCAGAUGCGCAACGACAUCACGAAACGCGCGGAGAAGGUCAAGGCACAGGACGCCAAAUACCGAGAAAUGCCGGACAUUGUUGUCAAAGUCGUUUGUCGAUAUCGUGCCGAGCUCUUCUUCAAAAUUUCACGCAAGACAAAAUUGUCGCGUCUGUUCAAUGCCUGGACCGAUAGGAUGGAGAAGACGGGUGGGAAGAAAGCGAGCAAUGUGUCUGAGAGUGCAUCGGUCAAGUCCGAUGCUCCACCUGCUGGCGGGACGAUGCAGUUCAUCUUCACUCACAACGGCCGAACCGUCGAGGCGGAUCAAACUCCGGAGGAAGCUGGCAUGGAGGAUGCAGACGAGAUCGUCGCAGUAGAGCUGAUGGAUCUCACAGAGGGUCCUGGAACGGAGGAAUGGGAGGACUUGGCAGAGCCUCGUCGCCUCAAACUCAAGAAGAAUUGGACAGACGAUCCUCAAGAGGCCAAGAGGUCGCUGACUGAGAUCUUCGACGGCGUUGUCCGUGAACGGCUCAAGGAGGUCCUCCGUCAAUACGAACUGAGGGAGCGUCAUUUCGAAUGCGUCAUUCGCUCGAAAGAGUUAGAAGUGCUCCUAUCUCGUGCUCGCGCCGCUGAGCAGAAACAACUUGCCGAAAUAGAGAAAGCCCGUGCGGAAAAGCAGUCUGAAGAGAUCCAACAGGUGAGGAAGGAUCUUGAGGAAGCGCAGACCGGCCAAACAAUGCUCAUCGACAAACUAAUACAAUGCUCCAAAGAACCUAAUGCGGAGAGAACCCAACGACUGUUUGCAUCACUCCGCGAGGAACUGGAGAAGAAGGGACCGAAACUUAACAAAGCUCCUGCGCAUGUGGAGGAGGUUGUAGGAGGUUAA
Mycena indigotica is the source of this 1464-nucleotide messenger RNA. RefSeq lists its product as uncharacterized. The transcript is spliced from 11 exons. The record is from RefSeq and is a predicted model, not a curated record. Bases 1 to 1464 code for a protein of 487 amino acids. Gene Ontology annotation, molecular function: syntaxin binding. Lineage: Eukaryota; Fungi; Basidiomycota; Agaricomycetes; Agaricales; Mycenaceae.